Portunus trituberculatus (swimming crab) is the source of this 3681-nucleotide messenger RNA. Its product is annotated as glucose dehydrogenase [FAD, quinone]-like. The record is from RefSeq and is a predicted model, not a curated record. NCBI's taxonomy places the organism in Eukaryota, Metazoa, Arthropoda, Malacostraca, Decapoda, Portunidae. The transcript has 14 exons. Gene Ontology annotation, molecular function: flavin adenine dinucleotide binding; oxidoreductase activity, acting on CH-OH group of donors. Bases 437 to 2356 code for a protein of 639 amino acids.
GACGCACCAUCCUCAGGGGUGGCGUGCCGCUCCAGGGGCAAUGCUGUUUCCAUAGAUUUGAUGUGACGCUGUAUUUCAUGAUAUUACGGUAGCGUGUGUGUGUGUGUUUGUGUGUGUGUAUGCGGGGCACGUGUGAGGGCAGUGAUUUGUGAGGCGGAUGACAAGUGUGGUGGCGGCGAUUAAUCUGCCAUUCUGGAUACGUGAUGUAUGUUCCCGGCCUGUCCUGUCCUAGCCGCUGUCCGGGACACCAACCUCGCCUCGCCUGCCUGAUGAAUGGAAAGGAUAAGGGUAGGAGUCCAGCACGCCGCCUCAGCUGUUGUUGGGAUGCUGGGAUGAUCCUGCACGCGCACUUGCCCACUUCCCUUUCUGGCCAGGCCUGAUCACCACCACCACCACCGCUGCCACCACUACUAUCAUCACCACCACCACCACCGCCAUGCUCACUUCGCUGCCCGUGCGGUGGCUGGUGCCCGCGUUUCUCCCUAUUCUCCGCCUCCUCCUCACCUCCUUCCCGGAGAGUCCCCAGGGCGACACCUUCCCUCCCCCAGGACCCCUCAGGCCUGAUUAUGAUUUUGUGAUCGUGGGUGGCGGUACAGCGGGCAGUGUGCUGGCGGCGCGUCUGGCGGAGGUACACAAGUGGCGGAUCCUACUGCUGGAGGCAGGGGGACCAGCGCCCGUGGAGAGCAUCGUUCCGGGCUUCAGUCGUGUGUUCUACUUCCCCACCAAGAACACGUGGAACUUCCAUCUCCACCCGCAGCGCCACGCCCUCUACAGUUACAGCAACAGGAGCAGCCCAGUGCCGCAGGGGAAGAUGCUGGGUGGCACUUCGGCCAUCAAUGGGAUGCUGUACGUGCGCGGCAACAAGCGAGACUUUGAUAACUGGGCAGCGCUCGGGAACCCCGGCUGGGACUACGAGUCUGUGCUGCCUUACUUCAAGAAAGCUGAAGGGUACCGUGGCCGCCUCUCGGGGAAACAGUACCACGGGCGGUCGGGGCCGCUGACGGUGGUGCCUAAGACGGGAGAACACCUGGAGUUCACCUCGGCCUUCAAGCAUGCUGGCCUCCAGCUCGGCUUUAGAAACAUCGACCCAAGCGGCCCAGACCAGAUUGGGUUCGCUCACACUGACUACACUAUCAGAGGCGGCGAGAGGUGGCACACGGGCCGGGCCUAUCUCAAGUACGCCUCACACCUGCCAAACCUUCAUAUCAUGACGCACGCUACCGUCCUCAGGGUACUUUUCAACGAGGACAAGCGUGCCAUUGGCGUUGAGUAUAUGCAUAAAGGCAAGGUGCGACGUGUGCUGGCGUCGCGGGAGGUGAUACUCUCUGCCGGGGCCCUCCUGUCACCGAAGCUCCUCAUGCUGUCAGGUCUCGGACACCCCCACGCACUUCGCUUCCACCACCUGCCGGUGGUGGCCGAGGUGCCGGGUGUGGGUCAGAACCUACAAGACCACAUGUGCCUGUACGGCCUCACCUGGACCCUGGGCUCCCACGUCCCCAACACGGUGUCUGACAUCUUCAACCCUAAGCAGGUCAGCGACUACGUGCACUACCGGAAAGGAGCCUUCACGUCACCCAUUGGCCAGUUUGGACACGCGUGGGCGAAUGUGCUGCAGAAGGGCGAUCCUGAGUGGCCGGACGUGCAACUGUACAUGGUGUCCUCGGGGCUGGCACAGGAGGGCAUACUGUCCAGCGUCGCCUUGGGCAUUGAUAGACACAAAUACCUGGAGCAGUACUCGCCGCUCUUUGGCCGCAGCGGGAUGACCAUCAUGCCUUACCUCAUGCGGCCCAAGAGUCUGGGCUCAGUGGUGCUCAAGUCACGUGAUCCUUUCGACCCCCCAAUUGUCGACCCCAACUACCUGAGUCACCCUGACGACGUGCAGGCCCUUGUGAAUGGCAUCAAAUUGGCUGUUGAGGUCGGGAGAACGCCGGCCUUCGUCAAGACGCUCGGGGCCAAACUCUACAGCAAGCCACUGCGGAGCUGCGCGGCACACCAGUUCGGCAGUGACGAGUAUUGGCGAUGUUUCGUGAAGAACAUGGCCACCACUUUCUACCACUUCGCGGGCACCUGCAAGAUGGGCCCCGCCUCGGACCCCUUCAGCGUGGUGGAUCAGAACUUGAGGGUGAGGGGCGUGGCAGGACUGCGGGUGGUGGAUGCCUCGGUGAUGCCAGUGGUGGUAUCCGGUAACCCCAUGGCGGCCAUCAUCAUGAUUGCUGAGCGCGCAGCAGACCUCAUGAAGGAGGAGUGGGGUGCCACGGAGGGCGGAGCGGGUCAGCAGUACUCGUCCUCCACACAUGCCCAUCAGGAAUUGUCAUCAGGAUCGUCCUCUUCAGGUUACCAAACUGUCAGUACUUAACGAGGGUGGGCAGGGCGACGGCGGAGUGGUGGUGGCCGGGGAGAUGAAGUAACGAGUGUCACUAGCAUUGGUUGAUGUAUUCCUCACUUUUUCCUUCCUCUCACUCUCUUGCAUGUUGCCAUUUACUUUCAGCUUGUCUAUAAGUCUUCUUAAGGACAGCCAUGCCACUGCUCAUAAUCCGUGCACCGCCGCCGCCGCCGUUGUCUCAAAGCUCAGAACGUGCCAUAAUUUAGUUGCGUGGGUUGAUGGUGUGCGAGCGGGUCUGAGUGGUGCGCUGCCCACCAUUUCCUUUUCACGAUUCUUGUUGUGGGAGAGGGCUGUGUUGAGCGUGAAGCCCUGCCGCUGCACCCACGCCACGCAGCCACUUUGUCCUUUACAGCUUGGCGUGCGGGAAGGCCAGCAGCUACUACAGAGAACUUCUGAAAGUAUUAUGAAUUUUAAGAUGAAAAAUUAUUUUGUGGAUUAUCAGGAUUCUACAAAGUGCCACACAGAUUGUAGAAAUCAGCCGUAUAUCCCUUUUUGUGUGUAUGAAAUGUAUUUGCUUCCUCCUCACCCUAACGCUUGCCCGUGAAGACUGUGCAUGACGGAGCCUGUGAGAGACGGGCGCCCUGCCUCACUGCUCUUCGUGAGCUUCACGUCUCAUGCCAUAAGUCUUCAGGACACACUGAUAUGUUUAUAGGUUAAGUUAUGCUAUCUCAAGUUGUUGUUGUUUUGCUGUUGUUGUUGUGGAGGUUCUUCUGUGGAGACUGAAAACAAGACAGACAAGGGUAAGGAACCUUUACUGUGUAUAUCUUCAAUGUACAUACUCCUGCUGUACAUACACACAGCGUGCGCACCAGUGUCGCCGUGGUGCACGUGGGAUGAUUCUCAUCGUGUUUGGAGUAUAGCGAGCUGCUGCUGCUGCCCUGUACAUAAUGGUAGUAGCGGCAGGCUGAUGUGCCCCGCACCGCCCCGGCUCAGCAUGCUCCUACAUGUCUGUGGUGGUGAAUGUACAGCCUGCGUGUACUAAAAUACCUCAGCUUCCCUGUACAAAAUAAAUGUAAAUAUUGUUCAUAUGUUUAAUGGUGUACAUAUAAUGGCAGUGGGGUGUAAAUGCUUUAGAAUGUGAACACUUCCUUGGUGUCAUCUUUACCUGUGUUUGUUGCUCAUGUGUUGUAGUUUUGUUCUUGAGUGCAUCGUUGUGUUUGGGUAAGUGUGAGGGGGCGGCAGGGCGGUGCCAUCCCACUGAUGUUGUUGGCGAGGCCAUGGUGUACCUUUGGCAGCAGCUGCAUCUUCGGUGCAUCGGGACUUAACACCACUAGGAUCAUAAAAACGUGUUGGUAAAA